AUGUCGAUAAUUAAGACAAGUUUUACAGUAAGGAGCAUUUUAGACUUACCCGAUCAACGCGAAGUGGAUCGCCUAUCAAUUAAUCGGCAAUGCAAUCGUGGAGAUGAGAAAGCAAUUCAACCUGCUGCCAUUAAGCAAGAAAUGGACCAGCAAUCGCAUCGAGACCAUCCCAAAUCAUCUUAUCCAGGGUGGCUUGACUCUGACAGAAUGUCAUCGGACGAAAGCAGCACAGACACGGCUCCGGCGGAUUGUAUCCCAAGGAGAGAUUCUGGAUCCAUCAUGGGGAACGAGAAGAAGAAAAAACGACGAGUUUUGUUCUCCAAGGCACAGACCCUUGAGCUGGAACGAAGAUUCCGACAGCAGCGCUACCUGUCUGCUCCUGAACGCGAACACCUCGCCCGUCUGUUGAGUCUGACCCCGACCCAGGUGAAGAUCUGGUUCCAGAACCACAGGUAUAAAAUAAAGAGAGCCCGAGUUGACGGUACCCUAGAAACAGACGCCAACCAGUCUUCCUUCGUCCGGAGAGUGGCAGUGCCAGUGCUGAUCAGAGAUGGAAAACCUUGUCACACUUGCUCCAUCACCUCCGUAAAACUCCAGGACAAGCCAAGCGGCACUGUCCAACCCAAUAGUUCCUACGCAGCUUUUACACUUCACGGUUUUCAACACAUACAACAUACUGCACCAUUUGGCAUCUUCCCUGGCUACCAGCACUUAACGCACCCUGCAAUGCAAAGACAGCAGUGGAAUUGGUGA
Callorhinchus milii (elephant shark) is the source of this 753-nucleotide messenger RNA. It is a transcript of the gene nkx2-9, whose product is annotated as NK2 transcription factor related, locus 9 (Drosophila). Gene Ontology annotation, molecular function: DNA-binding transcription factor activity, RNA polymerase II-specific; RNA polymerase II cis-regulatory region sequence-specific DNA binding. Gene Ontology annotation, biological process: regulation of transcription by RNA polymerase II; cell differentiation. Gene Ontology annotation, cellular component: nucleus. The record is from RefSeq and is a predicted model, not a curated record. NCBI's taxonomy places the organism in Eukaryota, Metazoa, Chordata, Chondrichthyes, Chimaeriformes, Callorhinchidae. The transcript has 2 exons. The coding region runs from base 1 to 753 and encodes 250 amino acids.